Messenger RNA from Drosophila kikkawai, 3045 nucleotides. RefSeq lists its product as uncharacterized. The record is from RefSeq and is a predicted model, not a curated record. Lineage: Eukaryota; Metazoa; Arthropoda; Insecta; Diptera; Drosophilidae. Gene Ontology annotation, cellular component: motile cilium; extracellular exosome. Gene Ontology annotation, molecular function: protein binding. Gene Ontology annotation, biological process: cilium movement; cilium assembly.
AGUUUGACGAGAAAAUGGCGACAAAAAAAGAAAAAGGGAAGAUGGCCCCAGCGAAAGUUGAAAAGGAUCUGAUCCCCCAUCCGCAGCCGCCAAACGUUUUUCUCUACAUCCAACUGGCUAACAUUAAAAACCUGCCGGUCACAGAAUAUCCGCUGGAGAUUCACAUCAGCCAGGCCGAGAGUACGAUUGUGAAGUGCGAGGACCACUACAAUAUAGAUGGAAUUAUCUUCGAAGCAGAGUUCCUCUCCAAGCCCACCUUUACGCUGAUAUUCCAGCAGGACAAUGUGGAUCGGAUGAACCAUGCUGCUGACAAUCCGCUGCUGAUCCAGUUGUACAUGCACGUGAUCCCGAUGGUGCCGACCUUGGAAACGCAGGAGGAACUGUAUUUCGAGGAAGAAGAACUGGAGGCGGACUUAGAAGUGGACCCGUCUCUGGACAGGAUCAUUGAGGAGGAAGAGUUGGUACCGAUAGAGUCGGAAAGACUGCAGCUGCUGAGUGUGGGCUACCUCGACGUGAUCAAAUUGUUCGGCCACCGGCGGAGCAUGAUCAGCGAGGAGCUCUUCCUGUACCCCAUGCCGGAUGUGCCCAAAGAACUGCGCUCGGCCGUCCAUUCGGAAUGGCACCUGUAUACUCUUCUGCCCAUUGCCAAGGAGCUGACUUUCACCAACAUGGCCUUCGUGACGUUCGAGAGCAUCUAUAACAUGAAGGAGGAGUAUAUUCUGGACGAGGAGUCGAUGAGCGUGCGACUAAGCUUUCGCCCAAGGGUGCCCGGCAACGACUCUCAACUAAUACCGCUGGGCGAGUUCUGCCAUCUGGAGCGGAAGAUCAUCUGCUCGCAGGACCCCCACCUAGUGUUUGAGUCCUUUUGCCGCAUUACGGAAACGCCGAAUGUCACCGGCUUAAAGUCCGCCAUGCAGUUGGAGAUGUUUAAGCUCUUCUCGGGACUUUCUUGCUCAGAAGGAAUGACUGUGGCCUUUUCCGGCAUCGAUCGAAGCUUCGAUGAGGCCCUUGUUUGUAACUCCUUCCACCGCUACAUACUCACCCAGAAAAUGGCAGAUGUUCUGUCCUACGCCGUCACAUACCAGCAGUAUGUACUAGCUGUAGAUGUUUUUCAAAGCACUGGAUCUGGAAAGUCCCAAAAGGUUUUUCAAGGUGUCCUGGAUCCGUCCAUAAUGGUCUUCCCGGGAGUGCAAAACAUGAGGUUCGCCGUCCAGCUGGAUUAUGUGGGAAAAUUGAAGUCUUCAACCAAGGCCCAGAUCCAGGUGGGCUCGAUCAGCUCCAAUCCUGCUCAUCAAUCAACGUUCGCCAUCAUUAGACUCUGUUUGCUGGCGCCGAUCGGAGAGAUCUACAACGAGCUGAAGGUGUUCCACGAGAGCUUUGUCAUGCACAACCGACUGAUAUCCUGCCACCAACCGGACCAUCAGAAUAGAGUGAUGCCACUGGCCACUAUUCAACAAGAAUCCUAUGCCCGUUUCGACACCUUCAUCCGCGGCUGCAUCGGCGCUAUUGUGGAGAAGAAUGUGAGGCAAAUAGAGGAUCGCAAACAGUACUUCUGUUGUGCCGUGCAGAACCUCACAAACAUCCUGAUGAAAAUCGUGGGCAGCGUAUACAACACACGAAUCCCUACUACGACGAGUGUGGAGUUUGCGAACCUCUGCUCCUUGGUAUAUAAUGAACUGGAGCCCCGUGUCUAUUCCCUGGUGGAGCAGGCUGACAACGAGGGCUUUUACAGUUAUGCGACCAGAAAGGAUGUCCAGACCGCUCGGAUCAUCGACCACAUGAACGCCAUCAAACUGCUGAAUACGGUGAACGAUGAGCCCUUUGCGGCCCUCCUACUUGAGAAGAUUACCGGAGAGUUCCCUAGUGACGAAGGCUUCCAUUUCUACAUGCUUAUCGCGCACAUGGAGCGUGGCGAGUACGACAAGGCGAAGGCGUACUUCACCAAGAAUCACAUGGCGGACAACAACGACUAUUUUGCGGGUUGGAUUAAGUUGUACAUCAACUACAUGGACUCACGCGACAACCCGGAAUCCGUCGCCGACUGCACCGAGUGUCUUCUGCGGAGCAUAGCACUAUACGCGGAGCUGCAUCCGGACCAACAGGAAGCCUGGAUUCUCCUGUACUGCUAUUACAAGCAGUUCAAUUACGAGCCCGGCUGCGCCUUCGCUCGCUGGCGAUUCGAGGAUCAGCGGGUGCGUAACCAGCACAAGUUUCCCCCGGCCCCGGAAAGCAUGUGGAGCAUCUUUCUCAACCUGGAGCCAAACUUUUCUUCGGCGAGGGGCUAUCUCUUCUUCCAAGUCUUUAUGAGGUUUGUGCGCUUGGGCCUCUACGAGUUUGCACAGAUUGUCUUCGGUGCCGUGGAGCAUCUAUGCAGUGAUGCGGAUCGGUACAUGAUAAAUACCCAGAUAGCCGUCCUGAGAAACCAAUUGGAUGAAGACUUUAAGCUACAAAGUUUCGAAUUCGGAGAGGAUGAUGCAGCAGACAAAUUGGCUGCCUUGAAUGCACAGGUUAAUGGAAAUGUUGAGUAUUCUCGAGGCAACUUAGAGGAGGCGGCUCUCUACUACCAGUGCAGCCUGACCCUGCCACCUGUGGAGGGAACCAAACGCGACUGCUUCCAGGUGAGCAAAAUACGGCUGGGCUACAUAUCGUACGAGAUGGGCAACUAUCAGGAGUGUGUCCAGGCGCUGGACGGACAGUUUUCCGGCAAACUACUGCCCCUAAUGUCGAACUAUCUAAUGGGAAAAUCGUACUAUAAGAUGGACAGCCUGGACAUGGCUCUCGAGUGCUUUGCCAACUGCACGCGGGUAGAGAGCCAUAUACCAAAUGUUUGGGGAUUCCUGGCGCUGAUAAACUUGCGACUAGGCCAGAACUUUAAGGCAAUAGAAUGUUGGAAGUAUGCGAAGAUAGAGCCAACCUACAGCAUCAAUGACCAAAUGAUAUUCGACGAACUGGAAGCCAUCGACUAUGACUCUGUCGAUUUGUAUAUCGACACACCGGGGAGGAUAACCGAGUAUAUCAUCGAAGAUGCGCAGAGCUUUCUGUGAC